AGAGCAAUUGUGAACUGUAGUCGCUCUUGUCUGUCAUCCAACCUGAUGGACCCUUGCGGCUCGACUCAUCUCCAACAAUGAGCUCUUCUCUUCUCCCACCACCGACGUCCUUGCGGCAUCCAUUCGAUCGCCGCGUGGACGAGGUGAAACCAUCAAAAGCAGACUUGAACUUCCUGAUCAUGGACUAUUUGAUCAACGAAGGCUACCCUGACGCCGCAAUGAACUUUGCCAAAGAAGCCAGCAUCGUUCCUUCGGCUGACGGCGAAGCCAUUCAAGAAAGAGUAGACAUUCGUAACGCCAUUCAUACCGGUGACUUGCAGCUUGCCAUUGAGCGCAUCAAUGAACUCAACCCACAGAUCCUUGACAAUGAUCCGACACUGCACUUCCAGCUGCUUCGCCUGCAGUUGAUCGAACUCAUCCGUGAAAUCGUGAAUGCGCCGGGUCCUCCUUCGCCUGCUGCGUUUACGCCUGCUCUCGAAUUUGCUACCUCGCAACUCGCUCCACGGGCACCAACUUCGCCUGCCUUCCUGCAAGACCUUGAACGCACUAUGGCCCUGUUGAUCUUCCCGUCGGACAAGCUCACGCCACAACUCAAGCAGCUUCUCGAUCUCAGCCUGAGACAGACAGUGGCCAGUCAAGUCAAUGAAGCCAUCCUGUCGUCUCAAGGCCAGAGACGCGAGGCGCGCAUUCGUAAUCUUGUUCGCUUGAGAGCUUGGGCAGAGCAAAGAGCGCGAGAGACAAAGAACUCUGACCUGCCUGAAAAAAUUAGUUUGGGCUUGGAGACUCAUCUAAACCAUUCUGCGGAUGGCGAGGCCAUGAUUACGUGAACACAUGAAACUUCUUCGACUUGCUUCGGUUUUAGCGAUGGCGCUGGUUGGUUGGGACUUGCAUAGAUACGGUACACAUAGCAUUGUUAAUGGAUGUUCGCAGAACAACUUUGACACGA
Aureobasidium subglaciale EXF-2481 is the source of this 946-nucleotide messenger RNA. RefSeq lists its product as uncharacterized. Bases 78 to 827 code for a protein of 249 amino acids. Gene Ontology annotation, molecular function: protein binding. The record is from RefSeq and is a predicted model, not a curated record. Gene Ontology annotation, biological process: proteasome-mediated ubiquitin-dependent protein catabolic process. Lineage: Eukaryota; Fungi; Ascomycota; Dothideomycetes; Dothideales; Saccotheciaceae. Gene Ontology annotation, cellular component: nucleus; cytoplasm. The transcript has 4 exons.